Molecule: messenger RNA, 1495 nt
Organism: Achroia grisella
Lineage: Eukaryota; Metazoa; Arthropoda; Insecta; Lepidoptera; Pyralidae
Gene: Got1
Product: aspartate aminotransferase, cytoplasmic
Exons: 10
Coding region: 165-1412 (415 amino acids)
Biological process (GO): L-aspartate biosynthetic process
Cellular component (GO): cytosol
Molecular function (GO): L-aspartate:2-oxoglutarate transaminase activity; pyridoxal phosphate binding
Source: RefSeq, a predicted model, not a curated record
AUCACAUUGUCAAUUCAACUUGUACGUUUAGUUGGUCUCUUUGCUUUAAAAGUUUGGCUAUAAAGUAUAAUAUUGUAUUAAUAUUAAUAAAGUAAUAUUUGUAAUUGUUAUUAUUUUACGGUGACUGCAUAGACUGAACAUUCGAGUUGUAACCUUACUAGAAAAUGGGUUCGCGAUUUCAAGUUGUUCAACAGGGGCCGCCGAUAGAAGUUUUCCAAUUAAAUAGACUUUUUACUGAAGAUUCACAUAAGAAUAAAGUGAAUUUUUCUGUUGGUGCUUAUAGAGAUGAGAAUGGAAAACCAUGGGUCCUUCCCGUUGUACGCAAAAUGGAGAAGCAGCUGGCGGCUGAUGACACUCUUUUGCAUGAGUAUUUGCCGGUUUUAGGACUGGAGCAGUUCACCAAUGCGUCGGUGGCAAUGCUGCUCGGCAAGGACAAUCCCGCGAUAGCAGCUGGACGCACAUUCGGAGUCCAAGUACUCUCCGGUACGGGCGGUCUGAGAGUCGGUGCUGAGCUCCUCAACAAACAUCUCAAGCACACCACAUUCUAUUAUUCCAGUCCGACGUGGGAGAAUCACCAUUUAGUAUUCAUCAACUCCGGCUUCACGACUCCUCGCACGUACCGCUACUGGAACGCGAAAACGCGUGCCAUCGACUUCGACGGCCUCAUUGAAGACCUGAGGAAUGCACCCGAGAACGCGGUCAUUUUACUCCACGCGUGUGCGCAUAACCCCACCGGCAUCGACCCAACGCAGGAGCAAUGGGAGAAGAUCGCCGAUGUUAUGCAGGAGCGCAAGUUGUUCCCGUUCUUUGACAGCGCGUACCAGGGAUUCGCGUCAGGUGAUCUCGACCGUGACGCGUGGGCGGUGCGCUACUUCGUGAAGCGCGGGUUCGAGCUUGUCUGCGCACAGUCAUAUGCUAAGAACUUCGGACUUUACAGUGAGCGCGUGGGCAACCUGGCGGUGGUGAUGUCGGACGCGUCGCUGGCGGCGGCCGUCAAGUCGCAGCUCACGUGGAUCGUGCGCGGGAUGUACUCCAACCCGCCCGCACACGGCGCGCGCGUCGUCGCCAACGUACUCUCCAACCCGCAGCUCUUUGACCAAUGGAGGGAACAUAUCAAACUGAUGUCUUCCAGAGUCAUUCAAAUGAGGGAAGCGUUAAGAGCGGAGCUUAUUAAACUCGGCACGCCCGGCUCCUGGGACCAUAUAGUGAAACAAAUCGGGCUGUUCUCAUACACGGGGCUCACGCCGCGCCAGGUGGAGUACCUAGUGCAGGAAUACCACAUCUACCUGCUUAAGUCCGGCCGCAUCAACAUCUGCGGGCUGAACCCUGGCAACAUUCAAUACGUCGCGAAGGCCUUCCACGACGCAGUCACCAAGUUCCCUGGCGAUGAUGACACCCGCGCGAAAUUAUGAUAUGGCAACACUGGUAUGACCCGACGGUACGUGCUGGUAUUAUUGGUGGCGGUGGUUGCUUGUUAUGUACGAAAGUAGCUGAA